Messenger RNA from Zea mays, 1409 nucleotides. RefSeq lists its product as uncharacterized. NCBI's taxonomy places the organism in Eukaryota, Viridiplantae, Streptophyta, Magnoliopsida, Poales, Poaceae. The transcript has 2 exons. Bases 1086 to 1361 code for a protein of 91 amino acids. The record is from RefSeq and is marked predicted.
GGAGAGGUAGUAGCUAGCGCACGCCCUUCGUCCGUCAAGCCCAGUAGCCCACACCUGCACCUCUAUGGCACUAUUAGCACCUCUAUCUAGUUCUUCUCUCUUCAGCCUCGGAUCCAGGCGAGCACCAUACCCCUGCAAAUAAUAAGGUUACCAGCUUGCAGGCAGCCACAGGCACGGUACUUCAGAGCAAUACACUAAUACUUCCUCUGCCAGGAUUCAGGCACAGUAUUGUAUUUGGAAUUAUUGAACAGUGUAUUUCUUGUACAAUUCGACUCAUAAGUUUUUUAAGAUUCAUCACAGGCUUCAACUACAACUUGGCUAGAGAAAUUUUAAAAGAAGGUAUGUAGCUGGUUUGUUUAAUUUAUUUAUCCUCCCAAAUAUGGUUACUGUCCAGACACAAAGAUGUGUUUUGUAGGAUAAAUAAAUUAAGGAAAUCUACUAUAUAUAUAUAACUUUCUUUGGAAUUUGUCUCGCAUAUGUUAUAGUUAAGCCGUGUGAUAAAUCUUAUGGAACUCAUGAGCUGAAUUAUAAGAUAUACCCUGUUUAAUAAUCCUAAAUACAGAACAGACGAUCAAACUGACAUGUAGCUACUGGCUGAAAGGGAACGAGUAGACAGAAUAAUGCUUGGAAGCUUUGCUGUCUCGCUUUUGAUGGUAGAGGCGAUACGCGCGCGUAUAUACAUAUAGGAUCCGUCGGAGAAUGUUGAAGACUUGAAGUCGCCCUACUUUUGGGGGCUAGAUUUUCUCUCUCUUUUUCUUUCUUUCUUUCUUUCUUUCUUUCUUUCUUUCUUUUUUUUGCAGAGAAGUGAUGCGGGUAUAGUUACUUCAAGAUAAAAGCGUCAAAGUAAUGUAAAUGAGCUAUGGGCUUUUGAGCAAGCAGGGAGCGAGGGCCACUGCCUGUGGUCUUGUUUCUUCAGGUAAAGAAAAACAGUUCUUCCUGAGUGAGGGGUAGCCAAGAUCGACGACUGGCGGCAGGUGUACAAGCCCACAACCACAAGUCGUCGUCCAGGCUCUCGACUCGAGGGAGAAGCAACUCCGAUCACUUGUUCAGAGUUGCAUGUCCCGUGAACUCAGGGCCAGAAGUCCAUGCAGUGGCAAAAGCAGAACGCGUGUUGGAAGUCCAAGCGCAAGCCCAUCCCGGGAAGCUGCCUGUCGGAUGUCGAUGAACGCGUGUUGGAAGUCCAAGCGCAGAACGCGUGUUGGAAGUCCAAGCGCAAGUCCAUGCAGUGGCAAAAGCAGAACGAGUCAAUGGUGAUCGAUGAGACGCCGCGUUGUGUUGUUCUUGCAGUCUUGCUCAUCGUGCUCGCCGUGUUUCACAACUUAUGCAUUUACAUAUUGUGCCGUCUCGUCACUCGAAACUGAAGCAAGCUAGAGUUCUCGAUCGUAUCGUAUUCCGAUCCAUCUUCCGAU